AUGGAUCUCUCUGUUUUGCCAAAUAACAACCAUCCUGACAAAUUCCUGCGGCUCGAUGUGAAGUCUUUCAUGAGGAACUCAGCUCUUCUUCAGGCCAGCCUGGUGAGGUUUCCAGGUGGGAAUCACCCUGCCGCCCAGCACUGGCAAAACCUCGUGUACUCACAGAGAGAGAAGAAGACUAUCACUGCUCAGCGAAUGAGAGGACCCAGUGCACAGCGUGCUGUUGCUACGGAUCAUCCCCCACCAUCCCUGUCCUCUGUUCUGAAGAAUAACCCACUGUACGGUGACAUAAGUUUGGAGGAAGCUAUGGAAGAAAGAAAAAAGAACCCCUCGUGGACCGUUGAAGAAUAUGACAGGCAUUCCCUGCACACAAAUCUUUCUGGACACCUGAAGGAAAAUCCUAAUGACCUACGGUUUUGGUUGGGAGACAUGUACACGCCCGGUUUUGAUACCUUACUGAAAAAGGAAGAGGAACAAGAAAAGCAUUCAAAAUAUUGUCGUAUAGGUCUGAUUUUGCUCCUUGUUGCCUGCAUCUUGGUUUUCAUAGUGACCGUUUGCAUGUUUUUCACCUAA
Panthera uncia (snow leopard) is the source of this 573-nucleotide messenger RNA. RefSeq names its product membrane integral NOTCH2 associated receptor 2 (gene MINAR2). The coding region runs from base 1 to 573 and encodes 190 amino acids. The transcript has 3 exons. NCBI's taxonomy places the organism in Eukaryota, Metazoa, Chordata, Mammalia, Carnivora, Felidae. The record is from RefSeq and is a predicted model, not a curated record.